AAAAGCAGUUCUCCCCCAGCAGUGUUUGGCACAGAAGCAGCAUAAAUCUUUAACUACCUUAAAACAUUUCCUUAGAUAUUGCCCUCUUCACAAUGGCAUUGAAAUCACCUAUCUCAGUCACAUUCUUGUGCUUAGUCUUGUUAGCACUAGCAAAUGGUUCUUAUGCUGGCAAAAUUACAACCUACUGGGGCCAGAAUGGCGACGAGGGCACGCUGGCCGAGGCUUGCGCCACGGGGAACUAUGACUAUGUGAUCAUAGCCUUUUUGCCAACCUUUGGCAAAGGCCAAACUCCCAUGAUUAAUCUUGCUGGUCACUGUGAUCCUCAUAGUAAUGAUGGAUGCACUGGCUUAAGCUCAGACAUCAAAUCUUGUCAAGCCAAAGGCAUCAAGGUAUUGCUCUCUUUGAGAGGAGAUGUUGGAAGCCCCUCAAUUGAUCCAAGCCAAGCAGCCACUUACCUUUGGAACAACUUCUUGGGGGGACACUCAUCAACCACUCGUCGUCCUCUUGGCUCUGCCGUUCUUGAUGGCAUUGACUUUGACAUUGAAGGUGGAUCAAACAAACACUGGGGUGAUCUUGCAAGGAUCCUUAAAGGGUACGGCAUGGCCAAACAAAGCAAGAAAGUGUACAUAACUGCAGCACCUCAGUGCCCAUUUCCUGAUGCUUGGAUAGGAAAUGCUCUCACAACAGGCCUUUUUGACUUUGUUUGGGUCCAAUUCUACAACAACCCUCCUUGCCAAUACAAUUCUUCUGGGGCAAUUAGUAACCUUGAAGAUGCAUGGAAGCAAUGGAUCACAAGUAUCCCUGCCAACAAGAUAUUCUUGGGGUUACCGGCUUCGCCACUGGCUGCAGGAAGUGGCUUCAUUCCUUCUGCUGAUCUUAUUUCCAAUGUGCUUCCAGCCAUUAAGGGUUCUUCUAAAUAUGGAGGUGUUAUGCUGUGGUCAAGGUAUUAUGAUGUUCUGAGUGGUUACAGCUCUUCUAUUAAGAAGUAUGUUUGAAAUCCAAUAAUUCUUGUAACUCAUUAAUUAUAUAUGUAUGGAUUGUUAAACUAAGUUACUGAUCUAAACAUGCUCUCUGUCCAAAUAAUACAUUCAGAUCAAAGUAAGUGGAAGCAUAA
Molecule: messenger RNA, 1114 nt
Organism: Glycine soja
Lineage: Eukaryota; Viridiplantae; Streptophyta; Magnoliopsida; Fabales; Fabaceae
Product: acidic endochitinase-like
Exons: 1
Coding region: 93-995 (300 amino acids)
Biological process (GO): carbohydrate metabolic process
Cellular component (GO): extracellular region
Molecular function (GO): chitinase activity
Source: RefSeq, a predicted model, not a curated record